AUGUCUCAAAUAAACCUGAAUUUCAGAACAGCAUGUGCCGAAUAUAUCGCUCUAAGCUCCUUCUUUCACCAGGUUCCUGCCCCGGUCGUUCGCAAUACGAACAAUAUCUUGCCAACCAGCCAGAAAUAUGUUUUGCCAUUUUCUAAGGAGCGUGGACUGACUGAAAUUCUCGCUUUUAUGGCUAAAACUAAAGAUGGACGGGAAUAUAUUCCAGCGGUCUGCGUGAGAGAGAGCCAAUCUGGCACGGCCUUGGAUAUCAUCCUAGCCAUUAACAAGACAACCUACACGGAUGGAGAUGAUAUCUUACAAAACCUGAAAGCAAGUUUUGAGCAAGUUUUCCAGAUCCUGAAUAAGUCCGACUACGGUUAG
Molecule: messenger RNA, 369 nt
Organism: Penicillium chermesinum
Lineage: Eukaryota; Fungi; Ascomycota; Eurotiomycetes; Eurotiales; Aspergillaceae
Exons: 1
Coding region: 1-369 (122 amino acids)
Source: RefSeq, a predicted model, not a curated record